Molecule: messenger RNA, 4260 nt
Organism: Aplosporella prunicola CBS 121167
Lineage: Eukaryota; Fungi; Ascomycota; Dothideomycetes; Botryosphaeriales; Aplosporellaceae
Exons: 4
Coding region: 1-4260 (1419 amino acids)
Cellular component (GO): cytoplasm; nucleus
Molecular function (GO): protein binding
Source: RefSeq, a predicted model, not a curated record
AUGGCCACCGACGAUUCCUACGUUCCGCACAUAAUGGACUCCGACAUGGCCGAAUCUUGGGGCAACGACCAACACAUGUUCGACUCGGCCCUCGCACAAGACACGCCUCUCGACUUCAACCAAUUUCUCAACACCGAUGCCUUCAUAUCCUCGCCUGCCGCCGGCAACGCCGUCCUGACCAGCUACGCCUCCCCCGCAAAGACCCUGCAUAAUCGCCGCGAGCAGACUCCUGGCCUGGCGCAGCACACGACUCUGCAACCGCGAUCCACCAUGUCGUCUUCCUCGCCCGAAAGUUCGAGCCAGGACUCCGCUUCAGAGUCAUCUGGAAGGCGCAAGCGGAAGAUGACGUCGUCCAACAGCUCGCCUUCCGUGCUCUUCGACGGCUCCGAAGGACAAGCUGGCAACUCUUGGCACAAGGAAGAUUCUAUGCACGGCGUGUCAUCGACUGCGCGAGACUCAAUGUUCGUCAAGCGCGAACCGCAGGAAGGUCUGCAGCUGGAGCCGGACGUUGACUCGAUCAACAAGAGCAUGGCGUCGCACUUUGACUUCGGCAGCAAUGCGAGCAGCCCCGGCAUAUUCAGCUUUGGUUCUCCCGAGCAGACUGUCACUCCCGCCAAAUUGGAGCAUCAGACGGAUUCACACCAUAUGAGCCAGGCUUCCACCGCCCCAAAAAGCACUGGCUUCUUCAUUGGUUCGCGCGAUCCAUCGCCAAUGUCUGGUAUGACUGGCAGCGCCGAGCCUUCUCCUGCCGCCAUGUUCGACAGCCAGUCGCCGAACUAUACCAACAAUGACAUGUUCCAAGGAAUGCCGGUUUGGAAUAGCGCCGCGAUGAGCACCGCCUUCCAGGGCAACCCUUGGCAGACCGAGCUUUCGCCCACGGCGAAUAUGCAGUAUCCGGGUACGGAAGCGAUCGCUUUCCCGGCGAACAUGAACGCGUCGCAACGACCGGCCAGGCUCUACAUUCAUCAAGACGGGUCCAAGUCGAGAGUCGAGACACAAAUCACCAUCAAGCUCACUCUAGACCCGCUGCCUUCGGGUGUCUCUAAGCUCCAUCUCCCAACUCAUACGGUCUCGAAACCCAAGCUUCUCGCAAAGCAAAUCAUCAAGGACCCCGACACCUUGGAAUUGCAUACGUCGCUAGUUUGCGCCAGCGCUAUGGAGAAGGAUCAUCUCAGGCUAUGCGCUUUACACAGAGCAGCAAGCUAUGAGUCGAACACCCGCAAGAGUGGGCCCCGGAGACAAUCGACCGGAGAUCAGCCUGAUGACGACCCUGACGAUCCCGACAAACCAGCCAAUGGCGGCGAAGUACGGAUAUGUCAGAAUUGCGUUCAACGCGAGCGCAAGCGCGCCGCGCGCAAGAGGGUCAAGAAGCAAGAGGAUGAAGAGGCAUGGGCGGAAUAUGAGUACGAGCGUGUUAUUGUAUUCAAUGACAAGGAGUACAAGGAGUGGCAGCCGCCGACGGCGACGAAGAACAUUGAAGGCGCAAACAGCUUCACCUUCCCGCCUGGAGCGAUGCAAAUCGAUGUCCCGAUGCGCAUUGCUUGCUACUGUCGCCACCAAAGCGAAAAGAUCGGUUUCCGUGUGAUUUUCACCAUCAAGGACUACCAGGGCCGUGUUGUCGCUCAGGAAAUGACGCAGCCCAUUCUGAUCACGGACGACCACAAAACACAAGGCGCGCCACCUACAACCGCCGGAAUGCCGCCAAUGGAUCCGUCGCAACCGUUUACCAACCCGUUGCUUACCCCUACGGAGCAACCUGAUAUGCAGUCCGCAUUCCAACGCAGGCCAUACCAUUCAACAAAUGACCUACAGGGGCUACAGAACACUUGGAUGAACCCGAAACCAUCGCCCAGACAGGCCGGCGGGCACUCUCACUCCACUUCCACUUCAAUGACGCCGAGAAAUCUUUCGCGACAGGCAUCGCCUGUGGCGACCCAGAACAUGCCCAACAAGAAGAGGAAAUCCAGCUCUACUCACCACCAUAAACUUCCAAGGGAACUCACAAUGACCCGAGUCAGCACCUCACAAUCUAGCCCUGUGGCGGGUCCGGAGUCGGCCGGUUUGUCCUCUGCGAUUCCGGCUACGACAGUCCCUGCAACUAGCUCGUUUAUGCCGGCAAACGAUACCUCCUUCCUGAUGCAGCCGAUUGCCAUGCCUCCGUACACGUCUGGACCACCCACCCCUGGCAGCAACAACGGACUCGUCACUCCCAAUCAACGCUCUGGCAGCCUGGAAAACAUUGGCUACAACUUCUACUCGGUGCCCAAUUCGGCCCAUCACAGCCGGGCUCCUAGUCCGACCCUUGCUCAGAGAUCCGGGAUGAACGCCUUCCAACACGCGCCUACCGCCAGCGUCCCCAAUGUCUUGGGCAACCCAUUGACAAUGAUGCAGCCACAGAUUGAAGCGCAACGGCAAGGCCCAGCCCCUUCGAUUUACAAGGUCACGCCUGGCGAGUACUCCAAAUCGGGCGGCAUCGAGGUGUCCUGUCUAGGAUCAAAUUUCACGCGGAAUAUGGAGAUUCUCUUCGGAGACACAGUCGCUACGACGACAACGUUCUGGAACAGCCAGCUUCUCGUUUGCCUCUUGCCGCCAGCUGCACAUGCAGGACCGGUCCCUGUUACCGUACGCCCGACAAGCCAAACUGGAUUCAAUGCCACGACGCCAAUCCCUGCUCAAACCGCGACCUUUAUCUAUGUCGACGAUGAAGAUCAGCGAAUUUGCGAAUUGGCAUUGAGGAUAUUGUGCCAGAAGCAGACGGGGAAUUCAAAGACAGACGACUACCGUGGUUUUGCUCGCCAGAUUGUCAACAUGGCAUCGGGAUGGGGAGCCGCUAUGUCCGGAGGCGGUGGCGGAGGAGGCAUGCAACAACGGUCCGCCUCUGGUCUCAACAUGGUAAGCCUGAACGCACAGAGCACCGAGGAGAUGUUGCUCAAGUGCCUCGACUUGGUUGAUUUGGAUGACAGUCCCCACGCGCCAAAAUUCAACCUCAGGAACAAGAACGGAUCGACGUUCCUUUCGUUGGCGUGCAGUCUCGGUUACUCCCGCGUGGUCGCCGGUCUUCUCGCCAGAGGAGCGAACCCUGACUCCCGCGAUCGCGGCGGCUACACUCCACUGAUGAUGGCGGCCAUGCACAGUCACCCGCAGAUCGUCCGUCGCCUGAUACUGAAGGGUGCGGAUCCGAUGAUGCGCAGUCUGCAAGGUUAUCUGCCAUCCGACUUUGCCAGGUCAGAGGAAGUUCUGGACGCUCUCCAGCGCGUCAAGUCGCACCGUAGAACUCGCAGUGCUGGAUCCAACUCUAUGCGCAGCAGAGCCAGCAGUAUCGCUUCUACUCACUCCCUAUGGGAAUCGAGCCCUAGUCAGUCUUCUGCUGAGGCGGACUAUGAGGAUGAAGGCGAAACUUCUGAAGAGGUGGAACCUACUCCCCCCUCCCCUGCAUGGACGACAUCCCGUCGGAGCAGUAUUCACGCCAACGCCACGCGUGGACUUGCGCCACCAGCCGCAGAACCGCAGGACCAGUCUGGCAUGAUUUCCCCCGCUGUUGCUGCCUCCAUGAACGCCUGGCGAGAAAACAUACAGGCUCAGAUCCAGCAAUUCCAGCAGAAUAUGUCAAAUCACUGGAACCUGCCAAACAUCCAGCUGCCAGCGUUACCGCCACUUCCAAACCUGCCCGGCUACCAGGGCAACCCGAUGAUGCGCCGCAUCAGCAACCUGGUGCCGCACCGCAGCCCGCCAAGAACACCUGGCGGCACGCCUGCAAGCGAUGAGACGGAGACGCAACGCCCCACAUCUGGCAGCGACUACAGGUGGAAAGAUCUGUUCAGCACGCCGUCAAUGCCGCCGGCGUACGAGGAGAUCUACCCCGAAAACGCAGACAAGGACAUGGAUGUGAAGAAGACAUCAGCGGCAACCGCGGCAGCUGAGGCUCUGCUCGACCAGCGAUGCACAGAAGAGUUUGACGAAGCGGAGGCCGAGGGCGAGUCGAGCGAGACGGGCAGCAAAAAGAGCUUGGACGUCAAGAUCGGCAAGGGCGCCGUCGUGACGAGGGAGCAGCAGGAGCAGGUGCGCCGCGCGCAUGCGCAGAAGCUGAAGCGCAUCCGGAGCGAUCGGAACCUGUUCUUCAUCUGGAUCCCACUCCUGCUCAUCAUCCUCGGCGCGAUGCUGCGCAGCCGCCUGCCGCAGCUGUUCCAGACCGUGUCGGCUUUUGUGGGCGCGGUCCAGGACCGCGUUGCUGACUCCGGCCGCGUAGUCGAGGUCGCAUAA